Pieris brassicae (large cabbage white) is the source of this 1082-nucleotide messenger RNA. It is a transcript of the gene EMC8-9, whose product is annotated as ER membrane protein complex subunit 8/9 homolog. Gene Ontology annotation, cellular component: EMC complex. The record is from RefSeq and is a predicted model, not a curated record. Bases 159 to 800 code for a protein of 213 amino acids. Lineage: Eukaryota; Metazoa; Arthropoda; Insecta; Lepidoptera; Pieridae. The transcript has 4 exons.
ACUUUAAACUUGUGUACUGUGUAGUUGUACCUAACGCCUGUAACUUAAUUUGUUAAUUUAUUAAUUAUAUAGGUAGAUAUUUUUAUCAUUACAGAAUUGAUAUUUUUUUAGAAAUAUUUAUAUACUUACUGUUGUUUCAUAUAAUAUAAACGGGAACUAUGGGUGAAGUAACGUUUACAACUAGUGCUUAUGCAAAAAUGAUUCUACACGCAGCCAAAUAUCCGCACUGUGCUAUUAACGGCAUCCUCCUCGCGGAUGGUAGAACCGUUAAAGAUGAUGCUAAAAACCCAGACCUUGAUAUUGUGGAUGCUAUGCCUUUAUUCCACCAUAGUCAUAACUUAACACCAAUGGCUGAAGUUGCUCUAACACAGAUAGAUAACAUGGCUCAGACAGAUAAUCGUAUAAUAGUAGGCUAUUAUGCUGCUUGUGAAAACUAUAAUGACAGCAGUGUAGAGAAGUGUCCAAGUCCAAAAAUUGCUGAGAAAAUAGUGGAAUACUUCCCAUCUGCACUUUUUGCUGUGAUUGAAAAUAAAAAGUUAGCUAAAAAUAUGACAUCACCAGCCUUAAAAAUUCACCGAUUUAAUGAUGGAAAGUGGAAACUUCAAGAAACUACUAAAUUAUUGUUCCCUCCCCCUCUACAGCAAUCUGAAGUUUUAGAGUUAGUGUCACAUCUACUCCAGUGGGAAGCAUCUAAGGAUUUGGUUGAUUUUGACAAUUAUCUAGAUGAUAUGUCACAAGAUUGGAGCAAUGUUGGUAUUGAAAAGGUGGUAGAGAAGGUUACAGAAAAAUUUGAAGCUUAACAACCUAAUUGUUUUAGUCAAAUUUGGCUUCUAUAGAGCAUUUUUUUCACUACUAGUACACUACUUUUGAAGAAAAGUUUCUUAAUAACUAAAUUGAGUUCUUGUUCAACUGUGUGGACACUGGGUUAUUGGGAUUCAUUAUAAUAUUAAAUUAUUACCUGGUUUCAAGUAUAGUGUAAAUUGUAGGGUUGAUAUUUUGUUGUUAUUUUUUGUUUCUAUAUAAUGAGGCAAUUUAUGUAUAGUUAUGAUCACCAUUAUACAUUAAUUUUUUAAUAUAAAUAU